Messenger RNA from Lactuca virosa, 744 nucleotides. The record is from the annotation of a GenBank genome assembly. Lineage: Eukaryota; Viridiplantae; Streptophyta; Magnoliopsida; Asterales; Asteraceae.
AUGUCGGGUAAUGGACGGAAGGAUAUAGGCCGUAAGAACAACCCUUCUUCUUGUAAUGCAGGGCAUAGGGGGAGGGCAUCCCCUAAUUCUACUAACGAGCCACGUCAUAUGACAUUGCUCACACCGAUCGACAUGUCGAUGAUUAGAGGAGUCGUAGGCUCCAACAGUCAAGGUAUCAAUAGUCAGCAAACCGACAUGGAUGAUCCUGUAGCAGACUUGUUUGAUGAUCAUUCAAUCCACAACACGUUUAUAGAUCUCUUUUGGCAGAGUAUGGAUGAUGUGUGGCGUACAUAUAAGAGCAUCAUGGAAAAGACUCGGAGACAGAUGUUUGUGUGUUUAAGGUGGUACACAAUGGAGAAUGAGGCGAUAUAUACAACAUUCAAUAAUAUCCUCAAGGAUAGAUAUAGGGACAGGAUGUGGGAUUUGAGGAAGUUAUUUGCCAAAAUGUCACGACGUGAUUGGCUACCCAUUCAAAAAGGUUAUAGUAAAUACUUUCCUAAGAUGUAUCAACACCGUCCCGAUAUGCUACCGGAGUCUGCGUGGCCACGUUUGUAUGAUAGAGCACAGACGGGUAAAGAACCCAAAUCUUGUGAUCUAUACGUGAAGACACAUGGCACAAUGGUGUCGUUUUGGUUGAUAGGUUGCGUGAAGAAGUUUCUACAAUGCGAAAUUGCAAGAACAAAUGGUAGAACAAAUGGCAAUGAUGGCGAGGAUGAUGAAUGUGACGCCAAAUCAAGCCUGUGA